AUGAGCAAUCUCAGGCUGAUUUCAGUGCAUUUGAACAAACUUGUAAUCUCAACAAAGAAGCCAGUGAAUUGGAGUUUAUUGAACCAGCUAAUCCCAGACUUGAAUGGAUAUCUGAAUAAUCUAGUUUUUAUUCUGAAAUCCACAAAGUCUCACUUGCUCAAGAAGAAUUGGCUGGGUAUCUUCAACGACAUCCUCGAUAACAUCCAUGGAUUACUGUCCAGCGUUAUAGAAUACAGCUACAGUGAUAUCAUGAAUCACGCUGAAAUCAUUCAUCAAAUAUCCCUCUCCAAUCUCCCUUGUUCUGAACUACAGGCUUUGAAGACGUCCCUUUACUCCCUCCUAGACAUAUUCAAGGACACGCAAAACGAGAUCAGCGAUUUAGACCUCGUUGAAAGCGACUUGUCGGACAAAGGUCAGAAAAUUCUCAAAAUUUCUCACUCACUUCCCAAUAAAUUCGAGCAAUUGAUAGACUCAAUAAAAGAUACAGACAAUCUCCAUCAAAUACACACUAAAUCCACCCAGUUGUCAGAUAUCUGGGAUGACGUAGUGUACAACCUCGAUGACGAUCAUUCGGAUGACUUUAACCAGUCAGCUGAUAACUUGAUGCGGGUGUACAACGACAUAUUUAGCAGCGUGCAAGUUGACCUAUCCAAGUUGAAGAUAUGA
Wallemia ichthyophaga EXF-994 is the source of this 666-nucleotide messenger RNA. RefSeq lists its product as uncharacterized. Lineage: Eukaryota; Fungi; Basidiomycota; Wallemiomycetes; Wallemiales; Wallemiaceae. Bases 1 to 666 code for a protein of 221 amino acids. The record is from RefSeq and is a predicted model, not a curated record. The transcript has a single exon.